GGGAGAGAUGACGAAGAAGAAGCCGUCAAAACAGAGGAAGAGGCCAUCGGAGCCAAUUUCGGCGAUUAAACAUGAUUUUUUUCAGGUUUCAAAUUAACUUCUACACAUGUCGUCCAACAUUUAUGUUUUUAAGGAGCAUGUAAACCUCUGCCAUGUCUCAACCUGAGCAUCUAAACACAAGCCCUUUUUGCUUGUCUGAAUUUUUGGUACAGAGGAGGCUGCUUGGCUUUGGGGCACUGUUGGCCUGGAUGGUCCUCUUCCACUUACUGGUCAAUAUAUGGCUUCUCUGUGUCUUCACAAGCUUCUUAGUGGUCUUAGGUGGAUGGCUCGGAUCUCAGGCUUUCCUGGACUCUGACAAUGUCAUCCACCUGGAGCGGUUUGUCAAACUAGAGGAGAUCACGUCUAGCACUGAGAGUGAGCAACAACUGGAAGAUGAAAUCCAGAAGACAGUCGGCAAGAUCAUACGAGACUUUGUCUCCUCGUGGUACAGCACUGUGUCCAGAGAACAAGAGUUUGAAGAUGAGGUGCACAAUGCCAUGAUCUCCAUGGCGAUGGAGCUGAAGGGUCGGGCGGAAAGGGUAGAUAGGAAAUCUUUAACGCAGAAGGUGUUGGAUCUAUCUGGAUGCCACCUUCAGUGCUACUUGAGUGCCAAGGAAAUCGUGGAUGGAAAAAAAGUUGGGGCAGGUGGUGAUGGCAGUAGUGAAACCAUGCUCUGGGAGGCCUACAGCAAUUUCUGCGUACCUCACCCUGCUCUUCAGAGCUGUGCUGUUGAGGUUAAUUACACAAGGGCCAUUGUGGAUCUUCUUUUGCAUGUUCUUGUACCUCCUCCACAUUUAGAAACCAGAACAGGCCGAUUUGUGGUGGGUGAACUUAUAACAUGCAACGUUAUUCUGCCUUUAAUUGCAAAAUUGUCUGACCCAGACUGGUUAAACAUGUUGAUUGUAAGUUUCUUUACCAAAUCCAGCGAACCAACCCCAGAACCAGAAACCGCAGAAUUUCAGCCUCUGCCACAAGUUGUGACGAAUCAAGAAAAUGCACAGCAAGAACUUGAGAUUCCUCGUUUUUUGACCUUAAAAGUAAUUCCUGAGACCCCUGCAGUAAUAGAGGCCCCAACACCAGAACUGGCAGCCUAUGAUGUCAUGGACUCCACUGAACUUUAUUCUCCUCAUAAUCUGGAGGAAGAUGAACCACGGCCAACAAAACCUUUUCCAUUGGGUUUCGGCCCAAGGGAUUACCUCAGACUCAGCAAGCCCAAUCCAUUUUAUCAAGAAACAGACUCCGAUUUAGACUCUCCUUUGACAGACUUUAAAAGGAGUUCUCUAGAAUCACUGGUUCUGAUUGGCACAGAGGAGACACUUUCAGAAAGAUUCACCAAAUGCACCACGCCGAUAGAUAGUGUCUUGGACCUUGUAAGUGAACUUCCAACAUACACCAAUUCGACAGAGAAGGAGUGCCCCAAGGUUCUGGUCUCAGACCAUCAGGAGUUGUCAUUCCAUUCCACCGGUGUGACAGAGAAAGAGUCAUCAAGCUUUUGCACUUUCCAGCCUUUGGACAAGAGUAAUUCGAGUGCAGAUAAAGUGGGGGCGAUUGCGGAUCAGGCUGGCAUGGUUAAUCUCAGUGAGCUGGCUUUUACUGCGCCCCUGCUGGCCUCCGCACCGGCUGCUGGGACGGCAUCCCUAGCAACUUUCACCUUUGAGCCCCUCAGCAGCCCAGAGGGUCCAGUUAUUAUACAGAAUCUUCGAAUCACCGGCACCAUCACUGCCAAAGAACACAGAGGCACAGGGUCGCAUCCCUACACUCUCUACACUGUAAAGUACGAGACAGCUGUGGACACUGAGAAUCCAGGGACUUUGCAGCCUUUGGCCUAUCACACUGUCAACCGACGAUACAGUGAAUUCCUCAACCUUCAGACCCGUUUGGAGGAGAAACCUGAAUUACGCAAAAUUCUGAAAAAUGUGAAAGGACCAAAGAAAAUCUUUCCUGAGCUUCCAUUUGGAAACAUGGACAGUGACAAAGUCGAAGCCAGGAAAAGUCUUUUGGAAACAUUCCUUAGACAACUUUGUGCCAUUCCUGAAACAGCCAACAGUGAAGAAAUGCAAGAAUUUCUUGCUCUAAACACUGAUGCGAGAAUUGCCUUUGUCAAGAAACCUUUCAUCGUUUCACGCAUAGAUAAGAUUGUGGUGAAUGCCAUAGUAGACACUCUGAAAACAGCCUUCCCUCGUUCAGAGCCACAGAGCCCUACUGAUGAAAUAGAUGCAGAGCCUGAUGGGAAAUUCUCCACAGACAAAAAAUCAAAGUCUAGAAUGAGGUUCUCUAGUAAAAUUGCACCUGCUCUUAAUGUGUCUGAAUUGAGACCCAAAGUGGUUUACUGCUUUGAUGAAAGUAGCACUGUUUUUAAUGGCUUCUCACUGAACGGUUUAGAGAGGUUCAUCUCAGAGAUGGAGUGUUUUGAGGGUAAAGCUCCAGGCUUUGAUACUGAUCUAGACAGAAACGGGGCACAUGGACCCGAAUGGGACACGAAACCCUGCACAUGUGCCAGAGCAAAGCAACAGAAUGCACCUAUUCUCGGUGACAUUGCUAGUGAGACAGCUCUGUCUAACCUGGCUUUGAAUAUCCUGUGUCUGCUCAUGAAGAAUCAGUGGAGCUGGCUGUGCACAGAGAACAUUCAGAAGACCAUCAGACUGCUGUUUGGAACCUUCAUAGAAAGAUGGCUGGAGGUGGGUGGGGUUAACCUGACCUGUAUGCAGUAUUGGGUGAUUUAUCUGCGGGUGCUGCAGGAUGCCAUCUGGCCCGGGGGGAAUCUGCCGGCUCAGCCCCGGCCCCAACGCAGCCAGCAGCAGAAGGAGGAGUCCAGAAAGCAGGCUUUGCAAUGCCUUAUGAAACUACUACCUGGUCUAAUCUCUGAUAUACUUGGCUCUGAAAAGUACAUGAGAUCUUGGCAGACGGUUGCGGAUUCUUUUCAGGACCCCACCAUAAACAGGCACCUUGUUUACUGCAUCUGGGACCUGCUUAUUGAGUUUCUCGUCCCAGAGGUGUCUGACGGGGACUUUCAGAAAACACUUCUGCACAGCCUGUCAAAAAAUGCUGAGAAGUUGCCACCAUAGGCAUGUUGGAGCAGACUGGAGAAAUAAACACACGUGCACAUAAAAGUGUCGCUUAUAAAAGAGUGUUAAAUUGUGGUCAACUAGCAGCGUGAGAUGAAAGUACAGGUAGAAACAUGUGAUCAACAAUUGUCAUGUUCCCGUGUUCAGACUGUGGAUUUGGAUCCAUGAUUGCUUGUGUCUGGCACCAAUUUAGUCUCCCUGGUUCUGGGACACAAACACACUGAAUACAUUCGGGCUAGUCUUGAUUAAUGGCCACCUGUUUUGUGUUUUAUCAAAACACAACUCCAAUCUCUAAAGCCCCACAUACCGGAUCUGAAUUACUUGCAAGUUCUCAAGCUUUUAUUCACCUUGUUCCCAAUUCAGCUUUUGGUAAAGCUCUUACAGAUGGACUUGACAAUGGUGCAGAGUUCAAAAUCAUGACUGUAUAAUAUUCAGACUAAUAGGGUAAUUCUCACAACAACUGUCAAGAUAAUGUCCGGGUCAGAUUUAAAGGGAUAGUUCACCCAAACAUGAAAAUUCUCAUCAUUUUCUCACUUUCAUGUCAUCCCAGAUGUGUAUGACUUACUUUCUUCUGCAGAACACAAACGAAGAUUUUUAGAAGAAUAUCUCUGCUCUGUAGGUCCUUACAAUG
Messenger RNA from Myxocyprinus asiaticus (Chinese sucker), 3735 nucleotides. Its product is annotated as sorting nexin-19-like. Gene Ontology annotation, cellular component: early endosome membrane; intracellular membrane-bounded organelle. NCBI's taxonomy places the organism in Eukaryota, Metazoa, Chordata, Actinopteri, Cypriniformes, Catostomidae. The transcript has 12 exons. The coding region runs from base 153 to 3104 and encodes 983 amino acids. Gene Ontology annotation, molecular function: phosphatidylinositol binding. The record is from RefSeq and is a predicted model, not a curated record.